Molecule: messenger RNA, 1588 nt
Organism: Anopheles arabiensis
Lineage: Eukaryota; Metazoa; Arthropoda; Insecta; Diptera; Culicidae
Gene: twz
Product: BTB/POZ domain-containing protein kctd15
Exons: 3
Coding region: 1-1002 (333 amino acids)
Biological process (GO): protein homooligomerization
Molecular function (GO): protein binding
Source: RefSeq, a predicted model, not a curated record
AUGGAGCGGGACCGUGAUCGUGACCGCGAUCGCGAACGUGACCGGGCAGCCGAGCGGGACGUGAAGCCGCUCGAGCCGCGCGACCUGUCCGCGACGCGCCUGUUCACCGCGACGCAGAUCAAAAUCAGCACCUCGCCCACCACAUCACCGACCAUCUCGAACUCGUCGUCGCCCACACCGACCCCCCCGAUACCGGCCGUCUCGCCCGCGGUGACGGGCGUCGGCAGCGGGUACCACCAUGCGAACCACAAGCAGAUCACCGGCAUACCGUGCGUGGCCGCCGCGUCCAAGUAUACCGCACCGGUGCACAUCGAUGUCGGCGGUACGAUCUACACCAGCUCGCUGGAAACAUUAACCAAAUAUCCCGACUCGCGGCUAGCCAAACUCUUCAACGGCUGCAUCCCGAUCGUGCUGGAUUCGCUCAAGCAGCACUACUUCAUCGACCGUGACGGUGGUAUGUUUCGCCAUAUACUUAACUUUAUGCGCAACUCAAAGCUGCUCGUGUCGGAAGACUUCCCGGACCUGGAGCUGCUGCUGGAGGAGGCCAAAUAUUUCGAUAUUGUUCCUAUGAUCAAACAGAUCGAACUGCUGAAGAAGGAGCGGCAACGCAGCGGGAAUGGUAUUCCACCGUUCGGCGGGGGCAGUCGGAGCAAAUGUAAGGGAACGGUACAGGCGGACACGGCCAGCCACGACGUGGUGGCGCUGCACAUCUCGCCCGACCUGGGCGAGCGCAUACUGAUCUCGGCCGAGCGGGCCGUCCUGGACGAGGUGUUUCCCGAGACGAACCAGGCGAUCCUGGACGCGCGGACCGGUGCCGCUUGGAACCAGUUUGACGGCCGGCAGGUGAUACGGUUUCCGCUGAACGGAUACUGCAAGCUCAACUCCAUCCAGGUGCUGACCCGGCUGCUGAAUGCGGGCUUCAGCGUGGAGGCCAGCACCGGGGGCGGCGUCGAGACGCAGCAGUUCUCCGAGUAUCUGCUGAUACGCAAGAGCGCGAUGUGAUAGAGUACUUUCCAAAAGCGUUCGCAUCCUUAGCUUUCGAAAAGCCAGUGUCUGCGCGUCGCGUAUCGGGGAGCUAAUUGCGCUUCUCGCAGCUACAGUUUUGAGUUGGGAAAGAGAAGAACGGAGAAGACCGACAGACACACACAUAUGUACGAUGUGAAUCGUAUUCGCCAUGAUCGUUACACUUAAAAAAAAACUCUACGUAUUAGUAAAACAUUGUCUCCCCCUAGCAAGCCACCUUUUUAAACAGUCUUUUCCGCCUGCCGUAAUGUGGAUUGCAUAAGCGCAGGCGUAAGUAUUUAAAUAGUAAACACAGCAACAAAAAAGCGUAAAAAUAAACAUAAACAAAAACAUAAUCGAUGUAAGUGGUCCGAAAGCAAAACAAAAAAAAACUGAAGAACAAACCUAUCCGGUGAACCUCCGAUGUAUUAAGUGAAGCAUAGCGUAAAGUCUAGUUAAUUAUAUAUUAGUAGUGGUAGUAGUACCCUUUCACAUUAACUUUAUGUUACCUCUUUGUAUACUACGUAAGCGAGUCGGGACCCGAAUCCGUGGACCGAUCUAAUAAAAACCAGCUCCCACCAUGAAA